Messenger RNA from Plectropomus leopardus (leopard coralgrouper), 712 nucleotides. The record is from RefSeq and is a predicted model, not a curated record. Lineage: Eukaryota; Metazoa; Chordata; Actinopteri; Perciformes; Serranidae.
GGGUGGAGUGGACUAUCUCCUCUAAGGCUGCUCUUUCCACAAUAGCCGUCGUAAUAUUAUUUCCUGUUGGACUGAUGCUGUUGUCUGGCAUUGCCUAUUUAAUCCGCAACUGGAGGAUCCUGCACCUGGUGCUCUUCAGCCCUCUUCUCCUUGUUCUGGGAAUCUUGUACUGGUUUCUCCCAGAGUCAGCUCGCUGGUUGAUGGCCCACGGCAGGAAGGAGGAGGCACAAAAGGAGAUCCGGAGAGCAGCCAGGGUGAACAGGAGGACUGUCCCAGAAGAUCUGCUGGACAAGCUUGAGAUCGAGGGUAAAGUGGAAAGUAGAAACAUGUUGGACAUCUUCCGAAUAUCGUAUUUGAGGAAACGUACUCUCAUAAUGGGCUAUAACUGGUUUUCAACAAGUCUUGUGUAUUACGGGUUGAGCCUGAAUGUUGGCAGUUUUGGUCUGAAUAUCUACCUCACACAGUUCAUCUUUGGUGCUGUUGAAAUUCCUGCAGCCCUGAGCGGUUUGGCUCUAAUUCAACAUUUUGGAAGGAGAAUAUGUCAAUCAGGCUUCCUGUUCUUUGGGGGUGCUGCUUGCCUCGUGGUCCUUGCUAUCCCAAAAGAUCUUCCUGUGGUGGUAACUAUCAUAGCUGUACUGGGGAAAUUUGCAACUACUGCCGCCUUCAACAUAGCCUACGUUUACACUCCAGAGUUAUACCCAACUAUUUUAAG